AAAUGUCUCCUGUCCUGCUUACACAUACAAACACAUUCAACACGUGCCUGGCUGUCAGCCUGCCUGCUUGUGGACGCAAAACAAAAAGUAGGUGAGGAUCUACCAUCCAAACACUGCUGCUGAAGGUCUCUGGAUCUGAAAGUACUCAGAAAUUCUCAAGAAAUCACAUCCAGCUGCUAAAAACACCAACAACACGUCCUGCCAAAUCCAUAAUCUGUACUGCUGUCCAGUCGCAUCAUGGAUGCAGCAGAGUUCCGACGCAGAGGCAAGGAGAUGGUUGACUACAUGGCAGACUACUUGGAAAACAUAGAACAGCGACCAGUGUAUCCGGAUGUGGAACCAGGAUAUCUCCGUUCUUUAAUCCCCACUGAGGCCCCACUUGAGCCUGAGAGUUAUGAGGAAAUAAUGCACGAUGUGGAGAGGGUCAUAAUGCCAGGGGUCACCCACUGGCACAGCCCAAACUUCUUUGCUUACUUUCCGACAGCUUCCUCCUACCCCGCUAUGUUGGCUGAUAUGCUGUGUGGGGCCAUCGGCUGCAUUGGAUUUUCCUGGGCUGCCAGUCCAGCCUGCACCGAGCUGGAGACAGUGAUGUUAGACUGGCUUGGGAAGAUGCUGCACCUGCCUGAGAGUUUUAUAGCCGGGACACAUGGCCAUGGAGGUGGUGUUAUUCAGGGCACAGCCAGUGAAGCGACCCUGAUGUCCUUGCUCGCUGCCCGGUGUAAAACGAUCCGAUGGGUCUUGGCAACAGACUCUAAAAAAUCUGAAUCUGAAAUCCUGUCUAAACUGGUGGCAUAUACCUCUGACCAGGCUCAUUCCUCUGUGGAGCGGGCCGCCCUGAUUGGAGGAGUAAUGAUGAGGAAGGUUCCUACUGACGAACACUAUGCUGUUAGAGAGGAAAUGCUGAGGAAGAUGGUGGAGGAAGACAAAGCAGCUGGUCUCAUCCCUUUCUAUUUUUGCGCGACUCUUGGGACCACACCAUCAUGUGCAUUUGAUCAUAUCAUGGAGCUGGGACCGCUUUGUAAUAAGGAAAACAUGUGGAUGCACAUUGAUGCAGCUUAUGCUGGGAGUGCCUUUAUUUGUCCUGAAUUUAGGCCUUUACUGAAUGGCAUUGAGUAUGCAGACUCUUUCAACUUCAACCCACACAAAUGGCUUUUAGUCAACUUUGACUGUUCUACAAUGUGGGUGAAGAAGAGGGCAGACAUCAUUGGAGCUUUUAAAAUGGAACCUCUCUACCUGAAACAUGAAAACCAAGAAUCAGGUCUGGUCACAGAUUACAGACACUGGCAGAUUCCACUGGGAAGAAGAUUUCGCUCUCUGAAGUUGUGGUUUGUGUUUCGAAUGUACGGGCUGAAAGGCCUGCAAGCUCACAUACGAAAGCAAGUGGCGCUGGCGAAAGAGUUUGAGAGCCUGGUAAGAGCAGACAAGAGGUUUGAGAUCUGUGCUGAAGUUGUUCUCGGACUGGUCUGCUUCAGGCUUAAGGGCUCCAAUGAGCUGAACCAAAGCUUACUGAAAAAGAUCACGAAGAGCAGAGAGCUCCACCUGGUGCCCUGCCAGCUCUCUGGGCGCUUCGUCCUGCGCUUCGCCAUCUGUGCACGCAGUACUGAGUCGCGCCACAUCCAGCAAGCAUGGCGCCACAUCACACAGCUAGCUUUUGAGCUUCUGCAGGAGCAGCCACAUUGACCAUGACUUUAGGAAGCAUCAUUCCACUCUGAUGCUGAAAUGACAACCAAAGUUUAGGCAAAAGAUUUGUGAAGUUUGCAGAUAUAAAAUGCCCUUGUAGUUUCUUUGUGGAGUUUUUUGGAGCUGUCAGUAAAGUUUCUGUCUGCAGCCAGUUGGGAAGUCUGAGACGUAUUUGUCAUUAUUUUUGUGUAUGCUGGACAGUCUUGAAUAUACAUGUGUGACAUAAGCAUGUUUUUGUCCAUGUUGUGCAAAACGUCCUAAACAAAUAAAAAGGGAGAGGAGUAGAUAUUAUAUUUUACAUCUGCAAUUUCUUCAUGCGUUGUCUAAGCUUGUGGUUGUGACUGUUUGGUGAUUUUGUAACUGUUCUCAAAUUGUGCACUUACCGCUCUGCUGGCUUUUCUGUGUUUUCUGGUUGUCAAGGAUUUAUGGCUGAUUGAACUGCAGCUCAGCUUUAUAGCAAAUCCAUCAAUGAUACGAUAAAUUGUUUAGACAGCAUAUGUCUGCUGCUUCAUCUAGAACCAGCUUCUCAAUGUACUGUAUGUGAAUGUUAGUGAAAUUUAAGAUAUAAAAUGUCAGGUUCAACAACUCCAGUUUUGCUAAUUUGGAUAAAUCCGUUUAUAAGCGUAUUCAAUAACUAUUUUGUAAAGACAGUGGUGAUUUAGUUAUACUGGCACAGAUGAGGAAAUAAUUUUUAUUUUCUUUGUUAUUUGUCUUAUGCACAGUGGGUGUUUGCAAUCUGUGGCAUAGAAGCACUGGAGAGUUAUAGUCUUUUGAAUAAGAAAAGGAAAAGCAAAGGUUUCCUAACUUACAAAUGCAAAGCACUAAUAGGAAUUUUCUUUCAUUUUAUUGUACAUUGUAAUCAUAGGUUAUUUUUGUACUCAUUCAGAAAUAAUAUCACAAGUAAGUUUAGAUAAAAGAAAACAAUUUUAAGCAAAUGUGCUUACUGCGUACAUAUGAUAUGAAUUUGUGCUUAAAGAAAUAGGCCUACUCUGGAUUUUUGAAACCCACUGUGAUACGACAUCUUUGACUACAGAUAAAUAAAAUCCAUGUUUUACCUUUAAUUAACCAGUCAUGUCUGUUGCUGCCAUCAAUGGGACUUAAUCUUGGGAGCUUGUAUUAUUAUUAUUAUUACUGUCUUUAAUUGUAAAGCCUAAGUUUAAAUUUCAGGAUCAAGAAGUAUGAAUAUGAACUGUUGCAAUGAACAAAUGUGAUCAAAGCAUUGAUGUCUUGCAUUUGUCUGAGUAAAAAGUAAAUAAAUCUAUGGUGUGUAAUCAACA
Molecule: messenger RNA, 2957 nt
Organism: Gambusia affinis (western mosquitofish)
Lineage: Eukaryota; Metazoa; Chordata; Actinopteri; Cyprinodontiformes; Poeciliidae
Gene: ddc
Product: dopa decarboxylase
Exons: 14
Coding region: 238-1680 (480 amino acids)
Biological process (GO): catecholamine metabolic process; amino acid metabolic process; serotonin biosynthetic process
Molecular function (GO): pyridoxal phosphate binding; aromatic-L-amino-acid decarboxylase activity
Source: RefSeq, a predicted model, not a curated record